AAGGAAAUUUUCAUAUUUUGCACUUUAUUGAUAUCAAAUAGGGUAAUUUUUGAACAAAAUAAAAAAAAGAAUGGUGUUUUCGGUAACGGAUUAAAAAAAUUAAAUAUUUCAUUUGAAAAUAUUAGAAUUAACCUGUAUUCCACUUGAAGGGUAAUGUCAUAAUAUAAAUACAAAAGUAAUAAUAUAAAACUGAUAUUAAUCAAAUAAAAAAGGAUUAACAAAUCAAGCAAAUAUGAGUACUUAUGAAAUAAGUAAAUCAUCUCUCUUGAGUUUGAAAGCGGAAAUCCUUAGAAAGCAAGAAGAAUUAAAAAACAAGGUAUAUAAGAAAGAAAAAACAAAAGCACCUUUAACAAAAAAUAAGGGUGUAGAUGAAAGAAAUGAAAGAGAUUCUGCGGAGGAUUUGGAAUUGUUAGAAAAAUCUAGAAAAGCAUUAGAACAAAAAGCUAAGCUUUAUGAUAAAUUAUCAAAAUCGAAUGUAGUUGAUGAUGAUCCUGCUAGUUUCCAAAAUAGAUUUCUUGUUCGUUUCAAAGAUAAAAAUGAAAAAGAAGAUCUUAUACAGGAUGAUAGUGAGGAUGAUUUGCCUGAGAAAUAUGAUGAUCCACAAAAUUCUGAUGAUGAAUGGGUUGAAUACAUCGAUUCUCUUGGAAGAACUAGGACAUGCCUGAAAAAAGAUUUGAAUUAUUUCAAAUCAAAAGAUAAAGAAUAUAAACGAGAAGAAUCACCAGAUGCAGAAAAUGAAAAAAGUAAAAAUAAUGAAAAAGGAGAAGAUAUAAGUGAUGAUAUCCCAGAGGAUCCACAAUUACUUUCUGAUGAUAUGAGAAGAGAAAUGCUGAGAGAACAAUGGGAAAAAGAGGAAAUGGAAUUAAGAGAUAAACAUAACGUACAUUAUCAAGACGUAUUAUUCAAUGAGGCUAGAAGCCAUGGUGUUGGUUAUUACAGUUUUUCUAAGGAUGAAGAAGAGAGGAGAAAACAGCAGGAAUCUUUAGAAAAACUUAGGGAAGAAACACGACAAAAGCAACAAAAAUCACAAGAACUGAAGGCUACAAGAGAAAAACAAUUGGCCGCACGAAUAAAAGCUGCUAAAAUGAGAAAACGUGCAAGGUUGGGAUUACCACUUGAGGACGAUGAAGAAGAUGAAGCUGAAAUAGGUCCACCUGUUCCUCAGUCGAUAGAAGAGCCAAGAACCAAUGAAGAAGACGCUUUUAAAGAAAAGUUAUUAGAAGAAGCUAGAAGGAAUCAUGUUAGACCGUGGGACAUUGGCAAAAAAUCAACUAAAGAAUUUUACGAGUACAGUCAGAAUGAAUGGGUAGAGAAGAAGCGUAAGGAGAGAGAUAAUGAGUUUGCACCCCCAACCACAUUCAGGAGAGACUUCAGAGCAGCACCAGCUGAAAUUGAGGCUUCUGAAGUACAGUCAAGUCUCAAGUUCACAACUAUAAAAUCCACCAAAACUAGCAGAAGUACAGGAUAUCUCAAUCCUUAUAAAAAUAGCAACGAUGAGCUUCAAGAUCCUUACAACGAAGAAACCAAAACAUUUUCACCAUACAAGUUACCUGACAAUAUUGCUAAAAAGAGGAAAUACAACACGGAAGAAACAAAUAAACCUGCAGCUCAAGGACAGCAGUAUGAGAGUACAAAUGAAGCUCUCGGUAGUAAUCCGCAAUUUUCUAAUACUACAUCAAAUAAUUAUCAGAAUAUUGAGGCUUCAAUCGAGGCAGGUUUAGAAUAUUUGUGGAAACAGACAGAGAAGCGUAAGAAUAUUCGUGAUAAAGGAAAUGAUGAUAUGUUCAGUUCUUGAGAAAGUGAUAACUGGCUUGGGUCCAAAAAUUGUAUGGAAUAUUCUCUUGAGUGACUAAAGAAAAUUUUUGAAAUAUCUGUCGGAUUGGCAAAGAAAAUUUGAGAUGAAUAAAUACUUUGACUUGGAUUGUUUCACUCAACAGCAGGAGAAAAUGAAAAAAAACUAUGGAUUCAGUUUAAUGUUAUUAUUGGCACUAAAUUUCACAAAUUAUAUCUCGUGACAAUAGAGAAAUUGAAAAUAAAUUAUAAAAAAGAAUACAAAUCAUUAAUGAAUCUAUACAACCAAAAAAUAUCUAUGUAUCAAACCAAUACAUCGGAAAAUAAAUACUCUAUUGAUGAAAAUUCCUUUUUUUUUUUUCAUAAAUAUAAUUUCAUCAUAUCACAAAUUCUCUCCACCCAGAGACUAAACAGCAGUGAUUCUACACCCUCCAUAAAAUUUUUUUCACUAGAAUAUUUUCUUUCCAUGUCGAACAUUCCUCAAAAAUUGAGCAACAACAGUUUGGUCACAAGUUUCAUGAAAUUUUAUGGAUAAAUAUCAGAUUACAUUGUUCGAUAUAAAUAUAAAA
Harmonia axyridis is the source of this 2360-nucleotide messenger RNA. Its product is annotated as coiled-coil domain-containing protein 174. The transcript is spliced from 6 exons. Gene Ontology annotation, cellular component: nucleus. The coding region runs from base 233 to 1795 and encodes 520 amino acids. The record is from RefSeq and is a predicted model, not a curated record. NCBI's taxonomy places the organism in Eukaryota, Metazoa, Arthropoda, Insecta, Coleoptera, Coccinellidae.